Molecule: messenger RNA, 2327 nt
Organism: Triticum aestivum (bread wheat)
Lineage: Eukaryota; Viridiplantae; Streptophyta; Magnoliopsida; Poales; Poaceae
Exons: 5
Coding region: 196-1890 (564 amino acids)
Biological process (GO): protein deneddylation; proteolysis
Molecular function (GO): cysteine-type peptidase activity; deNEDDylase activity
Source: RefSeq, a predicted model, not a curated record
AACGCCCGUGUUCCUAACCUAGAGCCGCCGCCACCUGCCCUGCCGCCGCCCUCUUGCAGCGACUCCCCUGCCGCGCCGCCCCCCUCUUGCAGCGACUCCCCUGCCCCGCCGCCCCACUCUUGCAGCGACUCCCCUGCCGCGCCGUCCCCCCUCUUCCUCGGUCCCUCAAUCUUCGCGGUUCCCCCAACGCCGUCAAUGCCUCUGGUUCCAGCAGACUAUAAGAAUGUCAUACGUCCUCUAUUUGACAAAGUAAGACCAUGUGUUGUUUCUAUUGAAGCAUAUGCCAAGGCUGUCAUCAAAGAGGAAACAUUGCCAUUGGCAGAUGAACAUAAGGAUGUCACAAACGUCAAAAAGGAGGAAAACAAAUGGAAAGCUGCUGGGACCGGAUUUGUAGUUCACUGCAGCAAUAAUUUCACGGUUGUAACAGUGCAUACAUCUUUCAAGUUCCAAGGCCAAAACGCAGUUGUGAAGUUCUCGGAUGGAACGGAAGCUACCGAUACAAGGGUGAUUAAACUGAAAGGGCCCAUGAACCUUAUUGUGGCAAAUAUUCCUCAUGGUGAUUGGAAAGCAGUUCGGUAUGACCAAAUCAGAGAGGACGGGUAUUCUCAGAUUGUGCUCUCCAUUUUCUCCCUAAUGUAUUGGCGAUUACCGUGUGUAUGUCGUAUUAUUUCGCCAAGAUGCACUGCUGUCCUUGCCAAUGGCCGCAAGGUCCCUGGAAGUGAGCAGACCUUCAGCUUCAACCUUCCAGUGGCAGGAAAACAACGGAAAGACGAAUAUGAAAAUCAUGAUAAGCAGUUUUGUUACUUGAGAGAUUACGUUCUUGGAGCUCCGGUCUUCGAUACAUAUGGAAAACUUGUUGGAUUUGUUAAUCAAUGUGGAAAGGCUUUUGACUUUAAGUUCGGCGUGAGAUCAGAAUAUUUACAAGAUGCAUUGUAUAAGUGGUUGGCGGGGAAACAAUGGAAGGAUGUACUCAACCCAAGGUCGCAGAUUUGGCAUCCAGACGACAAGGAGCACGUUGAUUCGUCAGUGGGACUGAGGGGAGGUGUAGGGGGUUUGCCGCAUGUGCCUCUGGAUCAAGAAGACAACUUUCAGUUUGAUUCGUCGGUGGGACUAAGGGGAGGUGUAGGGGGUAGGGGGUUUGCCGUAUGUGCCUCUGUAGAAGAAGACAACUUUCAGUUUGAUUCGUUAAUAGCUAGUGGCGACAAGGAAAAGGAAUCUGAAGGAGAGAAAGUGGUGGUGGUGGACAAGGUCAGCUCAGACAUUGUGGAUCUUCGUACCAACAAUUUCGUAGCAGACGGUGUUAUCACCAAGUACUUGAAACAUUUAUCUUCUACUAAGCUCAAUAAUGAUGAUGAAGUGUAUCUUGCUGAUGCAACGGUGUCUUCGGCGUAUGCUCAAGAUGCUUCAGCCAUCAAUGUCGAGUUACUACGACGCAGUCGCCUUGUGCUCUUGCCGGUUAACAACAACACCAAUUUUGGGCGGGCAGACAUGGGCACACAUUGGUCUUUAUUCCUUAUUGAUGCCAUCAACGGGCCACCACCACAGUUCUACCACAUGGAUUCUCUGGAUGGACUAAACCGUUCUGCUGCAGAUCGUCUUGCUACAGCACUCGGUGCAGUCUUCCCUGACGCACCCGGUGUUGUGCAGGUGUCCACACCAAGACAAAAAAAAUCGUAUGAUUGUGCAAUAUAUGUCAUGGCGUUGGCAAAAAGUAUCAUUACAUGGUGGAAAAGCAGAACCGAGUCCACAAAGCAUUGGAUGCAAAUGAUACAGACAGACGUGACCGAAGAGAAUGUCCAUACCUUGAGACACGACUUUGCUGAUCGACUAGAGCAGGAUGAAAAAAAUCAAAAGGUUGAGUGCAAUAAGGAGGAGAAAGCCAAGGAGUGAUGCCAGCCUACUUGUGCGCUGACUUGUAGGAACUCGUUUUUUUGGUGGAUUGCGGCUAGGGGAGCUUAUCUGGCAGCAAGGACUGAAUGAGACUGAACUGGUCGUUUGGGCCAUUGCAUUUUUUGGCGACAAAGUCACUCCCAUCAUCUUAGAAAAGGUCUAGGGCAGUGCUUGGUGUUAGCCAGUUAGUUAGAUUUUGCUUUCACUUGUUUGGCCGAUGCUUGAGCCAGCCUGGGAGCACUUGGCCUAUUUUAGUCGUUGUUUUCCUCUCGGUGUAAGAAGAUUCAUUCACAUGCAGGGAUCUCCUGCACGGUUCCAAAAACAAAUUCAGGCUAGGUAAAAUUCAUACUGAACUGUAGCGCUUUGUGUGUUACACUGUUUGUCAAGCACUUGAUUUUGCGUCAAUCAAUCAAUCAGGUCUUGGUGAGUAGAAUCAA